UCAACCUCGACCUUCUUUAUCCUCAUGACCAAAUCAUUUCAAUGUUCAUUCUCUUUAAAAAUGAGUUACCUCCAAACUGAUAUAUCUUUACCCCAUUUCAAGUUUAGUUUGUAGUUCUAGAGGUUGUGUCCUUUUGUAAUUUUGGGAGGCUGAAAAGCCCAUCACCAUCCAAUGUUUGUUUGCCUGCUCAUGGCCCCUCUCCUCUCUCCACCCAUCACUCCCAAUCUCGGCAUCCCCAUCCCCCACUCCGCGGUGUUCCCAACGCCGCUGCUAGCCGGAUAACGCUGUAGCAAAGUGAGAAGCUAGAACACCGAUAGCGUUAACAUAGCCAGUGUCAACGACUUUGAAGAUACCGGAACAAAAUAAGGAAUUUAGAUAACCACAUUUGUCCAUCACAUUGAUUUGCAUAUCCACUCCCACCUCUUCCUCAUUUGCAUACAACGAGAAUGGCGAGCGGGCACCCCACUGACAAAUACAGUUUCAUGUACCAACCAGACACGCACAAGAGUAAGAACAGAUUAUCCAGCAGUAUGAAUCCCGUCUACAGUCCUGUUCAGCCUGGAGCUCCCUACGGUAACCCCAAGAACAUGGCCUACACAGGCUACCCUGGAGGUUACCCUACUGCUGCUCCCACCUACACACCUAACCUCUACCAAACGGGAAAUCCAGGGUACCCACCAGGAUACACAACAGCGGGUACUCCAUAUAAAGUGCCCCCCACCCAGAUGAACGGAGCCCCCCCGCCCUACUCCCCCUCUCCCAACCCCUACCAAACAGCCAUGUACCCCAUCAGAAGUGCCUACCCCCAGCAGAGCAUGCAGAACCUGCAGAACUUAUAUGCACAGGCAGCAGCGUAUUAUGGCCAGCCAGUGUAUGCGGCCCAGCCCUAUGCGUAUUACACCCAGCCUGUGUAUGCUGCUCAGCCUCAGCCUCAUGUAAUCCACCACACUACAGUGGUUCAGCCAAACAGCCUGCCCUCAGCCCUCUACCCCGCCCCGGUCCAAGCCCCUAGAAACAAUGGAAUGGCUGCCAUGGGGAUGGUUGCCGGGACCACCAUGGCUAUGAGUGCAGGAACCCUGCUGACCACACCUCAGCACGCUCAGCUGGGAACGCACCAGCACGUCACCAUGCCGCAGUUCCGGCCCCAAGGUGCACCUGGAUACAGCUAUGUCCCGCCCCACUGGUAGACCCCCACCCCACGAGAAAUCUGAAGUCCGACAUGUUAUGCAACUACUCCAGUCUUACACAGGCUUCUUACGGUCACCAUGGCAACGUCACAUCUGUCUGCAACAACAAGACUAAAGUGUUGCAGAGGCUUCUUACGGUCACCAUGGCAACGUCACACCUGUCUGCAACAACAAACCUAAAGAGCAACGGACACUUGCUGCAUCCUCGAGGGUUUUACAAAAGCUGCUUGAUAUUUUGUUGGUUUACUCAACGAUUCUUUUCUUUUCCUCCUUUGAUUCGCCAAUAUGUCGUGUCAUUACAUCGUUUUUUACAUUGUUACAUCAUCAUUGGAACUCCAGAGUGAUUGACCAAUCGCGAGUGUCUGUUGCUCUGCUCGUGUACUGUGUGCUGCUGCUGUGUGUCAGAGGUGGGAAUGUACUGGCCACGUCCUGCUCCAUCCCUGUCAUCAUCACCAGCUUCAUCAUCACCACCUUUAUCAUCACCAGCUUCAUCAUCACCACCUUCAUCAUCACCACCUUUAUCAUCACCACCUUCAUCAUCACCACCUUCAUCAUCACUACCUUCAU
Messenger RNA from Oncorhynchus mykiss (rainbow trout), 1754 nucleotides. Its product is annotated as myelin-associated neurite-outgrowth inhibitor. The record is from RefSeq and is a predicted model, not a curated record. NCBI's taxonomy places the organism in Eukaryota, Metazoa, Chordata, Actinopteri, Salmoniformes, Salmonidae.